AUGCGCCAACCUUUUUCAUUUGGAAGCUUAGAGACUUCUGAUUUCUAUCCUCCAACACUUAUUAUGGAACAAAACAAUCCAUAUAAGCAAGAAGUUGAAUUUGUGCAAGUACUUCAACGCCCAAUCGAACCUGGAGAUGAAAUUUUUUCCCAGAGUUUAUCAGCAUUAGGAGUUCCUCAUCAAGGGCUUUUAGUUACUACUGUGGGAACUACUAGUGGUGACUACGAUGACGGAACUAACCAAUAUUUUAUUGACCAGGUGAGUCUUCAUACGGCCAAUCCAAACACUACAGUCGAAGAUAUCUUCGAAUCCGCCGGCGGGAAUACACCGUAUAACUUAUUUACGGCGAACUGCAUUCAAUCCUGUUCCAGAGCUGUUGGUACUAGUGGUGAACCAUUAAUUCCUAAUGCCCGUGAAUACAACGAAAACCCAUAUUUUGAUGAAAGACCACCCAUAAGAUCCGCUUCAUACAUGGGCGGUUCGUAUGACACUGACGAAGGUUACAAGGAUAAUUCAAAAGAUUAUAAACCGAAAUAG
This is a messenger RNA of Rhizophagus irregularis DAOM 181602=DAOM 197198, 537 nucleotides long. RefSeq lists its product as uncharacterized. NCBI's taxonomy places the organism in Eukaryota, Fungi, Glomeromycota, Glomeromycetes, Glomerales, Glomeraceae. The record is from RefSeq and is a predicted model, not a curated record.